This is a messenger RNA of Parnassius mnemosyne (clouded apollo), 1251 nucleotides long. Lineage: Eukaryota; Metazoa; Arthropoda; Insecta; Lepidoptera; Papilionidae. The record is from the annotation of a GenBank genome assembly.
AUGUUUGAGGAAUACAAAACACUAUACCUUUACAGAACGAAACAGUACGAAGAAUGUCUUCAAUUGUGCGACAAAGUCUUAAAAGAUAAAAGUGAUCGUAUGGUAGAGUUCAUUCGGAUGCGUGCAAUGACGGCACAAGUUAAGGUAGCCGGCAAUGGAUACGAAGAAGUUGAUUAUUUGCCUUAUCAGGAAAGUCUCACUUCAACUGCUGUGGCUAAAACACCACGACCCGGUACUUCAUUUGACAAGAAAAUCACUACUGCUCAUCUUACCCAAGCAAACAAACGAAUUUCUGCAACUGCUACUCUGAGAACUGGAGUUAAUGCUCACACAGCACGAGCACAUAGCGCAAGAACAGCACUGCACACAGCGUCACGUGCGUCCAGGGCUGCUACCGCUAUAGCUGGAGGACCAGCACAUAACGCACCCAUAUCGCUUAGAAUUUUAUCAAAAGAUGAGAAAAAUUUUAUACCUGCCGCAAAAACCUUGUUUGAGUAUGUGUUUUAUUGCGAAGGAGACAUCCGUAAGGCUAUGGACAUCGCCUUUCAAGCUCAAAAGGCCGAUGUAACGGUUGACUGGUGGUGGAAUUAUUCCCUAGCCCGAUGUUAUUACACACUUGGCAUGUACAGACAAGCGGAAGAUUCUCUUCGUCGAGCACUCAAACAGAAUAAGCAUAUUUGUAUUUAUCUUCGUUUAAUAGCCAUGUACGUUGCUAUUAACCAGCCUAUUUCAGCUCUAGAUGUAUGCAAGCAGGGGCUAUCGGUUUUCCAUGAGAACACGUCUUUACUUAUAGAACAGGCUAGAAUCAAUGAGCAGAUGGGUAACUCCGCUGUUGCAGUAAAAGAUUAUAGAAUGGUCGCUCUACAAGACCCAUCAAAUAUGGAAGCUGUUGCGAAUAUUGCUAUGUAUAAUUUUUACAACGAUCAACCAGAAAUAGCGAUGCGGUAUUACAGACGUUUACUCGCUACGACUCCACCUGGCUCAGAGAUCUACAAUAACCUUGGGCUUUGUUGCUUUUCCUGCAGCCAAUGGGACCUUAUUUUACCCUGCUUUCGGCAGGCUCUAUUCUUUUCAACGGAUCCGCCAUCAAAGGCUGAUAUAUGGUUUAACCUUGGACACGUUGCAUUGUCUACUGGUGACAUGAUAUUAGCAAGACGAUGCCUACAAGUAAGUCUAGCAAUUUUUGAAAAGGAAUAUGUGAGACAAGCGUUAAGGGCCUUAGAUACGCGAUUACGAGCAAGAAAACAUUAA